UCAGAGCGGGCGAUCCCACUGUGACUUUUAUUUCUAAGUCCCGGAAUCCGGAGCUGGACUGAUCGUUAUCACGCAUGGAUUAUGGUUUUAUCGCCGCUUUUGAUUUGUUUUUGCUUUAAAGGAAACUUUAUCAGCACCUCUUUGCAGGUGGGUUGCUUUUCAGCAUCUGAGCCAUGAAUUAUUACUUGAUAAGAUGGGUUGCUUUCAUUUGGAUUGUGAACUCUAUUCCUUGGGUUUUUGGAAUGGUCGUGAGCGAACAAGCAGAUGGCUCGUGUCCCUCUUUAAAUGUGGAGGAUUACAGGUUUUCUGACAUUUUAGAUCGUCCUUUACAUAUCACAGGGUAUGAUCUCACAGAAAAAUUUCUUCUCCGAAGUGGAACAGUUACAGAAGACCUGCCAUCAUUUCGACUGGGAAGCAGCCCUCUUAUUAAGCAAACAAAACUGAUAUUUCCAGACGGACUUUCAAGUGAGUAUUCCUUGGUCUCCAUCUUCCGUGUGAGACGAACUACAAAAAAAGACCGCUGGUACCUUUGGCAAAUACUUGGCCAAUCAGGAAGCAGUCAGGUGUCUGUGGUGGUUGAUGGUGAAAAGAAAGCAGUGGAGUUUUCUUUCCAGGGCCUACUGAAAAACUCUCUGCGCUACACAUUUAAGAGUCAUGACCUGCACCCCCUCUUUGAUCGCCAAUGGCACAAGCUCAGCAUUUCUGUUUGGAGCAACAGAGUCUCCAUUUAUGUGGACUGCAAGCUGGCUGAAACGAAAACGACCGAUGAGAGGGACAACAUCAAUCUCAGUGGGCACACACUUAUCAGUACACGAGUGGAAGAUGGAAGGCCUGUGGAUAUAGAGAUGAGACAAAUUCUGAUCUACUGUGACCCUUAUAUUGCUGAGAUGGAAAAUUGCUGUGAGCUGCUUGAGCCAAAGUGUAGAGUCAAGAGGACACUUAUUGGGACCUCCCCUACCCCGGUUACAGCCCAGAGUGCCCUGAUGCUGUCUCAGCCGACCUCACAGUCGAUUGACAGAUGUCACUGUCUAACUGAAAAGGAUGGUCUUCCAGGCAUGCUUGGGCUGUUUGAAGAAAAUGGAGAAAAAGUACACAAGGGGGAACUUGGAUCAGAAGGGCGAAAGGCAAUCGAUGGACAGAAGGGGGAUGACGGCCUAACUGAAAACCCAGGGCUGCCUGUCCUUCAAGGAGAUAAAGGAGAAAAGGGAUCAGCUGGAGUGCCGGGUCAGCCAGGCAAAGAGGGCAAAAGGGGACGUAGAGGAAAGCCUGGGGAGCCUGGACCAAGAGGACCACCUGGUCCUUCAGGAUACAUAGAAGGAGCAAGUGUCAAGGGGGAGAAGGGGGAGUCUGGUGUCUCCGGGGAAAAGGGAGAGAGAGGAGAUCCCGGUCAGCCAGGUGCCGAGGGGACCGGCGGUGAAAAAGGACAAAAAGGUGAUGUUGGCCCUCCUGGUCCUCCUGCUCCUGUGAUGACAGCUCAUGGGUUAAGACAGCUCUCUGGAACUGAUGAAAGGGCCCAGAAGGGUGAAAAGGGAGACGAGGGUAAGAUAGGAGCUCAAGGACCACCAGGCUUAAAGGGAAGCAUAGGACCACCGGGACUGAAGGGAGAUCAAGGACCGGAGGGAAAACAAGGUUUAGCUGGAUCCAUUGGGCUCCCUGGACUCCCAGGCGAUUCUGGCUUACCAGGGGAGCCAGGGGUGCCUGGGAGAGAUGGCCUAAAAGGGGAAAAGGGAGACUCUGGUGGAGUGAUUGGGCCACAGGGGCCUCCUGGUCCUAAGGGGGAGCCUGGAGAACCCGGUGGUGGAUAUAUGAGUGAUGGGCUGUCUCUGAGUAGAGGGUCUCGCGGUCCUAAGGGUGAAAGAGGUGUGCCUGGACUGCAUGGAGACCACGGAGAAAAGGGAGAACCUGGCGAGAGUAUUAUUGGCCCUGUGGGACCUCCAGGCAAGCCUGGAGCUGAGGGUCCUCGUGGACCUUCAGGUUUAUCUGGCCCUCCUGGAGCUCCAGGAAGAGAGGGCUCCCCUGGUAGACCAGGUCCGCCAGGCCCUGCUGGACCCCCGGGUGAACCAACUGCUCUACCUAUCGUUGGAGACAUGGGUGCUUUACUUAAGAACGCCUGCAGUCUUUGCCAGAUGGGAGUUCCUAGGCUGCCUGGGCAGAAGGGAGAGAAGGGCUCCCCCGGAGUGCAAGGAGUGGAAGGCUUGGUGGGAGAAAAGGGGGAUCCAGGUGUAAGAGGUCCGAUGGGUAAUCCAGGAAAGGAAGGCCCAAAGGGUGUAAAGGGAGAGAGAGGGUUCCCAGGUCCCACUGGAGAUAAGGGUGACGAGGGGCCUCCAGGAGCUUCAGGACUUCCUGGUGUGGCGGGUCGAACAGGAGCCCCAGGACCUGUUGGUAGACUUGGUCCAAUGGGCCUACAAGGAUCAAAAGGAGAAAAGGGAAAUGAAGGAUCUCCAGGCAGACAAGGACUUCCAGGACCUCCAGGUGUGCCGUAUGUGGAGGGAAACGGGAUGAGCAGUCUGUACAAACUGCAGAGUGGUGGAGCUAUUUUAGGACCUCCUGGAUUGCCUGGUGCUCCGGGUCCAGAAGGAGAUGAAGGACCUGUCGGGGAACCAGGACCCAUGGGUUUACCCGGGCUCGAAGGGCUUCCUGGUGCCAAGGGUGAUACUGGUCUGCCUGGCCCUCCCGGGAUAUCAGGUCCUCCAGGGAAGCCCGGCACUCGCGGAGAGCCAGGGAUCCCAGGAGAGCCGGGUGAGAGGGGGCCUAUUGGAGAAACCGGAUUCCCUGGACCCGAGGGACCCCAAGGUGUUCCUGGCAGGCCAGGAAAAGAUGGAACUCCUGGAUAUAAGGGCUCCACAGGUGCAACAGGUGACAGAGGAUCCAAAGGUGAACGUGGUGAUCCAGGCAUUCCUGGAGAAAGGGGUGUUCAAGGCGAGAGGGGUCGCAUAGGAGAACCUGGCCUGGUUGGACCGAUGGGACCACAAGGUGAAAAAGGAGAUCCUGGCCCCCCAGGACAAUUAGGAAGUGUAAAACUUCUGGAUGAUCCCAGCUUUACAGAGGAACUCAAAAUCUUUAUCCAAAGUGAAGUGAUGAGGAUUUUUGAAGAGAAAGUGUCUGAUGCUGCCAUUCGACAGAAGACACCUGCUGGCAUCUUAGCUUCACCCUUCCAAGGACCUCCGGGACCCCCUGGCAAAGAUGGAUCACCAGGUUCACCAGGAGAGCCUGGGCCACCUGGCCCUCAAGGAUACAGAGGUCAGAAAGGAGAACGUGGUCAGCUGGGGCUGGGGUUACCAGGAGAUCCGGGACCCACUGGGCCACCAGGCCCACCUGGGAUCCCUUCACAAGGCUCUCGUGGCUCUCCAGGGCCCCCUGGACCUCCUGGGACAUGUGACCCGAUUGAUUGUAUUCUUCCUACCUUGUAAGCAGAGAGUGGAGUGUCAUGUGGUAUGGUAUCCAUGAUCUCCUGGCUGCACCCACAGAGCAAAAAAAGAAUGACCUCACUGUGUCUGACAGCUUCUACAGCUCUGCUUUAUCGACCCAACUCAAAACUGACCUCUUUUGUUCAAUUCACAAUAACGUUUUGGGUGCUGUGGGUUUUGUUCUUUUUUUCUAGGAUUGCUGUUGUGUUUUGUUUUGAAUGCAGCUGAAAACCUUUUGCAGUGCUAUACUUUGAAGUAUUUUCAUUGUUUUUCCAACUCCUACUGUGAUGCAAUGCAUUCCUUAUCGACUCAACCUGUCUUUCAAAACAUUGAGAAAACUUUGUUUCAUCAGGUACAGCCUUGUCUGAAUAACCUUAGUAAUUAUUUGUUUGCCUCUUUAACGGGCUCGCCGAUGCACUCUUCUGUUCUUAUUCAGAUAAGCUGGCUGUAGGUACAUCUCAUGUUUAGCUGUGUGUUUAUGGGAUAGAGAGAGAGAGAGAAACAGAAUGAGCAAGAGAGAGAGAGAAAUUACCGUACUUAUUUUUCAUGCAGUUGUAGGUAAAAUGACUUCCUCUGCAACCAAAGUGCAGCCAGUGCGUCUGAUGUGGAAAUUAUUUAUUUUAAGUGUGCUCCUUAGGAAUGUAUUCAAAAGACAAUACUAGUCAGUUAUGAAUGUAACAUUGAGAACUGUAAUUUUAUGUGGUAAUUAAAUUAUAAGGACAUUAGGUUGUACAUGUUUAGUUGCUGAGACGUUCUAAUGUUUCUGUUUCCUUCAAUUGAUGAUGUUAGACAUUUGCGUUGUUUGAAAUUCAGCUUUUUUAAAGAAUCUGUGGUAAUACUAUAGCUGAAGACGUCUUCCCUUUACCUGUAAGUCAGGUGUCAGUACUGAGCACUUAUUAGAUUGCCAAAGCAUUUUUUUAAACCCACAAGCAACCUGUCUGGUACUGUUUUUAAUAUGGGGAAUGAAUUAGGGGCAGAUUCAUUUAUUUACACUAAAUAGUUGGAUUUUGUUUUUUAACUGGGUACUGUAAAAACAUUGUCAGGGAUAGUUCCCUUUACCAGUGGUAGGAAGAUGUCAUAUCUUCAUGAGUUAGUUGAAAAAUAAAUAAAUCCUUAGAGUGCUUAAGGCUAGCAGCUAAGUCCCGUAAUAGUUAAGACCUCCACACACUAACAACAACAACAGAUUUUUUUGGUAUAAAAAAAUUUAGAUUUUUUUAAAAUGAUUUCCAAAUUGUAAAAACUCUUUGUGAUGUAGUCGCGUAGACUGGUAGUAGAUUUCCUCAUAUAACACAACUGAAAAUAUUUGUAUUCAUGGGAUACAAUCCUAAAUUAGUGGAUAAUGUUUACACUUUCUCAAGAAAAAAUUGUUAAGUUUGUCGCUGUUUUCUCAGCCAAACAGCUUUCAUGUAAUUAUGCUAACAUUACAUUAGCAAAGGUUGCUGGCUGUAUCAAUUCAACCGAUCAGCUGAUGAUGUCAGUAUAUUUUCCAAAGAACUGUGAGACCUGGAAAUACCACAGGAACUUACUGUCAUCAACGCUGUUGCACAAUUCCCAGUGUGACACAAAAUCCAAAGCUUUGCUCCACUAUUGGUUGACUUAGAGUGGACUGACAAGUCAGAGAUGAUCAUGUGAUUGAAUACAGCCUGCAGCAAAUCAACAUAAUUGUAGCGCACCAAAACUGAACUUGUUUGGCUAAGAAAAGGGCAACGAAGUUAACAUGUUAGGUGGCUAAGUUAGAGUUAGAGUUUUUUAAUUAGAAGAAAUCAACUAAAAUGGCUGGUCCGUCGGACUAGCACUUAGCCUUCAGCCACUCUGAGGUUUCCUUUACCUAUCUACAAACACUGUAGGAUGACAUCUUUCGAAUAAAUCCCAACUAUACCUUUAAGGGCAGGGAUUGUUUUCCACAAUAAAAGAAUGUACUUUAAAAUAAUGUAAUUUUUCAAUGAAUGUAAUGUAACUCCUCAUUUACCUUAACUUUUUAUCUGUAAAUAAUUUUGUUUUGCCUUUUUUCACUUUUUUCUUCUACGUCUAAUGGGGCUUGAAAAGGGACCUGACAAUAUAACUUUACAAGCUGGCUGUCACUGUAACGACACUUCAAGGUUAUCACUUGUCAAUCAUACAUUGCUGAAAAUUUAAAGAAAUGUGUUGCGUCUGAGAUUAUUAGCAACGUGUGCUGUUUACAUAUAGUGUCAUGAAUGAUGAUUCCUCUGAUUUAUAUAUUUUUAAACUUCGUCAUCACAAAGGAAAUUGGACUACCACACCACAGCAAAGAGACGUUUUUAUUUCAGUUUGGAUGAAAUGUUUUACUCGUCAAUCUACUUGAACCAUCUUAGCUGCUUCAUACUCUACAUCCAGGUUUUCCAGUUACUAACCAGCACUGUGUAUCACUAUGAAUUGUCUAGCUUUUGGCUGCUCUGAGACUGCUGUUUUGCUUUAUUUAUUGAUUUUAAGUCUUUUUUCUGAUUUUUUUUUUUCAUGUUUUUGAGUUGAUUGUACCUGAACAGGCCUCAUUAAUUUCUAGAAACUCCUUUAAACAUCUGCAAACACUUCCUCUGAUUUCCUUCCUCUUGAUCUCAAUUUACUUACUAUUAGCAAAGAUUUAAGUUGCUAACUUACUUCUUCUACAUAAAAAAAUAUUUUGCCUCUAAAAAUCCUGUUAGUCAACAUAUAACAGUAAACAAACAAGUAAGUAGUAACUGGAGCGUGUUGAAUGUAUAUAUUUAAUAUAAAGCUUCCAUUUCAGCUGUGUUUAAGUAGAGGUUUGAGCUGAAAACUUGAAGUCUUUUUUUUUUUUUGGCUUUAAUUAAUUUUUAAAAGGUUUGUAAUUUGUUCUGUGUUUUAUCCUAAAUGAGAUCUUUUUGAUUCAUUUCCUCCCUUUAGUUCUUUCUUGUCUCAGAUCAUAGGCAUUAUGUUUUUCUUACAAUUUCAUAUAACUCAAAUGCUGCAGAACAAUUAUUUUUUCAUGAUGCCAGGCUGGUUUUAUCAGUAUAAGAGAGUCUAAUUUUAGAAAUAAAUGCAUGUAGCUGACUUUAUUUGUGAGUAGAUGGAACCCCCUGCUGGACAUGUUUGGAUUUCCACCCUCCUUUUAAUCUUUAUGGGGAAACCAUCUUUGGUUUUUUAGGCACUUAAAUUACCCUCCCUUCUACCUUUCCUUGUCUUUUCAUCUUUGUAAUUUUCUUAUUAAUUUAUGGGCUCUCACCAGUGACAAUUAUGCUGAUCUUGAUGAGAUUCAAAUGAGACAGCACCAGCAGAUUAAUGUCAUCUAAACUUUUUUUUCCCGUGUACUGCUGAGAGCAACUCCAACUGCCUAUUGAAUUUAGCAUGAAUUGUUAUUAAUACGCACCAAUUUGCUACUUCCAUUUACCCAAACAGUGUGAUAAGAAGGGAGGACGUUAAUGUCACAGCUCACUUCGCUCCAAAUUCAAGUUAUUAUACAUCAUAGCAAGUUAAGCUCAAUUUAUUUUAAGUGGAAAACAUCUGAUGAAGGCAAAAUCCAAUGGGGCAGCUUCCUUUGAGAAUAUAUCUAAACAAAAGCUUGUUAAAUAAUGUAAAAUUCUCUCCAGACAAUGAACGUCACAUGUCCACAUAUUUCAUUAUUGCUUGUGUCUCACAGUAAUGUACGGUGAUCCAGUUGCCACGUCUAAUCUAAUCUUGUGUGCGAGCUUGUAAUGAGGGGAAAUAUGGAUCAGCCUCGCAGCAAGGACCCUCAAGAUUAAAAACGCCUGCCUACUGCUUUCACUGAAACGUCUUUUUGCUCCUACAUAAACUCGUGUCAUGCUGGGUGACUUUAACCUUUCUGUUUGGUUGAAUAACUACCUCAUUCUUGGUUAACCGCAUGUCUACAUGAUCAGGAAAAAAUAGCUGAAUUAUUGCUUUGGAAAAAAGGGAAAAAAAACUCACGUGUUUAUGCAAGAAACUUAUUGCAGUUAUUUAAGCUCCCCGACUAACAAAAAAAAGUUGUUGUGGUUACCAGGUAUCAAAGGUUGUGUUACUUUUUACUUUACAGAAUCUUUUAUUUGAACCUAUUAAUGUCAUCUGCCUUUCUGUGUGCAAUAAAUGUUCUCAAUUGCUUUA
Messenger RNA from Girardinichthys multiradiatus, 7481 nucleotides. RefSeq names its product collagen alpha-1(XIX) chain-like. The transcript has 51 exons. The record is from RefSeq and is a predicted model, not a curated record. Bases 174 to 3410 code for a protein of 1078 amino acids. Lineage: Eukaryota; Metazoa; Chordata; Actinopteri; Cyprinodontiformes; Goodeidae.